AUGCUUGCCAAAACGGGCACUUGCAAAUGCAGCUCUAGGAGGAAUCAGUUGGACACCGUGAGAGUUUCAGUGCGUGCAGGUGCAGAUUUGAAUACUAGAGGUCGCACGGCACUGUUCCUGGCUCUUUCCCGGGGACAACCGGACACAGUCGGUUUCCUUAUAGCGGAUUGCGGUCCGGAUAUAGACGUGGACGAUUGUAAGAGCCGCAAACCGCCGCAUUUAGCUGUAGAGGAUUACGAUUUGGAUACUGUGAAGUACCUUGUGGAACAUGGCGUAGAAAUUAACAUUAGAGACGAUGAUGGCGGCACGGCACUGCAUUUAGCUGCACUAAGUGGUCGCUUGGACACUGUGAAAUUCCUCGUGGAAAAUGGAGCGGAAGUUAACGUUAGGAACAAUGAUGGAUGCGCAGCACUGGACUUGGCCGAGCUGAUGGGUCACUUGGACUUUGCUCGGCUGCUUGCACGACAUGGUGGCUUGGUCGGACGCACAGACACGUCUAUUGAUGAUAAACAGAACCUUGCGAGGUAUAUCUUUGACGUUAUGAACAACGAACAAGUUGUAACCAAGGAAGAUAUUCCAAUUCUGGCGAUGCUUGAAAAUAUUAUAGUUGUAGUGCUCUCGGAGGAAGCACCACAUCCAAUAACCGUCAUAGAACCUGAUCUGACUAUUCUCGGAACUUACCCAAAGGAAACCCCAAAGGAAAAGCCCAAAGAAGUAGUCCUGUGCUUUGACGGAAAAACCUUCGCAAGACUAGAACCCGUAGACGAAGUAUAUAUCCUAAAAUCCCACCGAGACAAGGAAGAGAGGAAAACCAACCCUACCAGAUACAGAAAAGGCGGCAGCGCUGGGAGCAAAGGGGUGGAAUACCAAGUCAGAUUGCUAGCGUUGGUUAUACUCAAAGCAUUGAAAAAUAAGCUGAGUGACUGGAAGUUGUCUACGGAGAACCAAGAUGCGGGGAAGUUUGAUGAUAUUGUAGUGGAAUGGUCUGGAGGAGCCGUUCUCAUCCAAUCCAAACACAAAGAGGACGACAACAAGAAGAUCACUUUGGAAGAACUGACAUCCACAAACUCCAAAAACGAUCACUUUAGCUUGCCGAAAUACUUCUUGUCCUACAUGUCAAUUAAAGACAAGUUUAAAGUGGAAAAUGUUGUCAUUUGCACAAAUGCAAGCAUCCACGAAAGAGCUUUAAAAUGUUUAACAUACCAAGAAGCGAAUACUGAUAGCCUGUUGUACUGUGAAGAUGGCCCUUGUUCAUUUUAUACGCUUCAUGAUGCCUUUAUUUCGUAUUUAAAAGAAAAAACCAUUCAGUAUUAUCAGCAACAUUUUAAGAACAAGAAUAUUGAAGAAUCAGUCAUUACAGACAAAAAUUUGAGAGACUUUCUCAAACAAUUGCAACUGUAUUUCAACUAUCCACCUCUAAAGACACUAGAGAAGGCCACUGAAAAGUUAUUAUCACUCAUAAAACUCUGUAGCAAUUCUCAAGGCAAAACAACUUCACAAGAAAUGCUUCCUAAGGUGAUGGAUUGGUUCCAGCGUAAAGAUGGCGUAUACUUUACGGAAGUCCACGCCAAAGCAAUGUUCGUGGAAAUAUGGAGAGACAAAUUCUGCCAGAAAUUGGAGGAGUAUAAAGUGACCCUUCAAAAAAACGACUUGGAUUUCCAAGGCCCGAAACAAAUAUUCCACGCCGUUGUUAAAGACGGAUAUUUGUUGCAAUUAAUAAAAAUCUAUUCUGCCUUGCAUGCGAAUAAAGCGAAAAUUCUUUAUGUAAAUCCUGACGAUGGCAUCGAAGCUCAGAAACAGGUAGUAGAGGUAUUUGGAUUGCCCCAGUACGUCUUCUUAGUAAUAAUCGGGCACACGACUACUGAAGAGUCUGGAAGACUUGAAACGUAUGAUAAGUUGAAGGGGCCGUUAGAGAGGUACAAGUACAAGAAAAUCAUCCUGAUAGCCAAAGACAACAAACUUGUGCAACAAAUUGGAUUCAAUGAUGUUGCGGAAGUAGAGGCUUCCGUGAAGUUCGAAGACCUUUCCUAUGAUUCUCGGGAGAUGUUGGUAAAGGAGAAGAAUAUAGUUUUUCAAGGGAAAAACUUCAGCUUGGAAGACUUAUUGCCGGUGGAAGAUUAUGGAGCUGCUAUGGAUUCAGAAACGUUACAGAGAUUGGUCGCAAGGAAAGAAAUAAAAGUUGGGACUCCGCUUUCAGAUUUAGACCAACACAUCCGUCAGUUCUACAUAAAUCGCACCCUCAGCAGAACUCUGAAGAAGUGCAAUCCAAGUGAAGAAGUGCAAUCUCUAGACGAGUCAGAAGACGAGGUGUGGGUCGAAGAAACCUUUACGGAAAGUACCAUUUUCGACGUGAAAGAAAAAUUGGUAUUCAUCUCAGACGGCGCUGGGAUGGGAAAGAGCACGGUCUUGAUCAAAAUGGCGUCAGCCAUAAAAGAAACCCAUCCAAAUCUGUGGGUCGUUAGAAUAAUACUCAACGACUUCACUAGGGUAUUGGGUGAAUCUUUGGAGACCGGGAAAGCCGCUUUGACUGUAACGGAACUGUUGGAUUCAAAAAGUGAGACAAAACUAGCGAACGGCUUGGAAAAGUACGUAUUUUCUGCGAGGGAAAAAGUGGUGUUGAUGUUAGACGCUAUUGAUGAAGUAAGUCCUGACUACACUCAGAUCAUUUUGAGGAUGAUACAACAGUGCCAGGAAGAGUCAAAUUUCGUCAAGAUCUUCAUUACUACGAGACCGCAUGUAACUAAAGAGUUGGAGGCAGUGCUGAAGGUCAAACCGUUUGUAUUGAAACAGUUCACAGAACAAAAUCAAGUAGACUUCCUUACCAACUACUGGGCCCAUAACCUAGAAAUACAAGACGACGCGAGUAAACUAUACGCCAAGCAAGUGAUAAGCAGCAUUUCGUGGACGAACUUCGACAACACAGAGGAUCACUUUGCUAGCAUCCCGCUACACGUACGAAUGGCUGCAGAGAUUUUCCAGGAUACAAUUGGCGAGAAAUCCGAGUCAAAAGUGAAAAAAAUUGACGUCAUAGAACUAUACGACCUGUUCUUCAACAAGAAGUGGGACAUAUUCCACAAAAAGGAAAAUCCGGAUAAGAAAACCUGGGCCAAUGAAGCACUCAAGAAACAAUUAGACAACUGUCGCAUUUAUCAUAGAAAUCUAGCUGUCGAGAUGAUUGUGGAUAAGGACAAACUGCGUUAUUUCUCGGACUACCAACAAAGCGACAAAUACACGGAAACAAGCUUGUUAAAAAUAGGUAUCGCGCAGAAAUUUAAUGGCAAAAUCCACUUCAUCCACAGAACAUUUGCGGACUACUUUUUCGCCGAUUGCUUGCUAAAGGAACUACAACAGAAUGAAACUUUCGAAUUCCAUACGUUCCUCGUCGACACGAUAUUUCUUCGUUCUCAGUACAAUGUCACCCGCAUUUUCUUCGAUAGUUUACUGGAGAAGGUCGUACAUUCCUUACCUUCCAGAAUUUUCGAGGCCGUUAAACAAGAGGGGGCCUUGGAAUCCGCUAAAUUGCGAUCGGAACUAACAUAUCUCUUAGCGGAGGAGGGUCUCGUAACAAUUCUUAAGUUCCUCCUCAAAUGCGCAGACGUCAAAAUUUCCAGGGAGAAGGAAGAUGUCAAAGAUGUUCGAAGAUAUACCGCUGGUAAUACUUUAAACGCUUCCGAAGACCUUACAGGCAUAGGGCAAUUUCGAUUUAACAUAAGGAAUGACAAAGGUCAGACUCCACUGCACUUUGCAGCACUAAAGGGGCGUACGAAUAUGGUGAAAUUCUUAACAACAGAAGUCUAUCGAGGUAGCGACGUCGACGACCUUAAGCAACUGCUUGCUGACGCUAAUAUAAAAGACGACAACGGUUCUACACCUUUACACCUAGCAGCUUGGUGUGGUCAGCUGGAUACCGUAAAGUACCUUGUCGGUUACGGUGUCGCUCUCAACGAUACCGACCGCACUGGUCGGACGCCGCUGCAUAUAGCUAGCGCGAACUCUCACCUGGAGACGGUGCGGUUCCUCCUUGAAAGUGGUGCGGAUCGCUUUAACAAAAGCGAAAGUUCGAACACCGCCUUACACGCGGCCGCCAGUUUUGGAGAACUGGACAUCGUCAAACUCCUGAUAGAACACGGUCUAGAUUUUAACGAGCGUGGUUUCCGUGGACGCACGCCGCUGCAUUUAGCCAGCGUCAAAGGACAUUUGAACACGGUGAAGUACCUUCUUGCGCUGGGCGCGGACUUCCAGAUUAGAGACAGUGGAGGUUACACCGUUUUGCACGUAGCAGCGUCUAGUGGUCAUUUGGAUACGGUCAGGUUCCUAGUGGAAUACGGUCUAGAUUUUAACGUUACGAGUAAAAAUAACCGCACUCCAUUGCACUUGGCUAGCGCAAACGGUCACGCGGAGACGGUCAGGUUCCUUUUCGAAAUCGGGGUAAAUUGCAACAUCAAAAACGAGAAUUCGAAUACGGCUUUACACACUGCGGCUAGUUACGGACAACUGGAUAUCGUCAAAUUGCUGGCGAGCUGCGGUAUGGAUUUUAAUGAGCGUGGUUUCCACGGACGCACGCCACUGCACUUAGCUAGUGCCAAAGGCCAUUUGGAGCUUGUCAAAGUCUUGCUAGAACUUGGCGCAGACCUCGCGAUAAGAGAUGAAUAUGGAUGUACUGCCAAGGAUGUCGCAGCUUCCUGUAAGCAGUCGGAUACUGUCAAGUUCUUUGAAGAAUAUGACCCAGACUUUAAUGUGGUUGAAGAUAAUAACCAUACAUAACUAUGGGAAUGAUGACAUCCAUCGGCUGUCAAAAAGUAUCCAAAACCUUGCGGAAGUGCUUGCAGAUGUUAAUAUAAAGGACAGUUGUGGUUCCAUAAACUUAUGGUGGAUUAUGGUCACUGCUUACAAGCUAGUCAUUUGAAGGCAGUGAAGUUCCUUCUUCUACUUGGUGCAAGCUUCAUAAUUGAAGAGGCCUUGUAGUACCAGCUUCAUAAUUGGCUAUUGUUAAAUUGUCGAUGGAGCAUAUUGACUUAGCCAUGAUAGAAACAAUUGACAGCGCAUUGGUCAGUAGCGUUACAUAGUGAUCUUUUCCGACUUGUGUUAGAUUCACUUUUGGUUCAUUAUUUUCUCUCAUAAGUGUUUCACAAGAAAAAUUGAGUUUUUUUUGUGAUAUUAGAUCAUUGUAGUGUCAUCAAAUUUUUAAAGUAUGGCCAUUUGAAGACAAAUUCCAUCUCGAAUUAGGUGUAGACUUUGGGGACCAAAAACGUAAUUCGGAAGCCGAUUUUCUAGAUGAAUACAAUUCGAAAAUACGCCAAGUCUAUAAAAAUCACAGCUUGAAGAACAAAUCAACGGGAAGCAAGAGAUGAGAGUCGAGGAUAAAGGGACAAUGUCACAAAAUUCUAGAGGAGGGACAGUUGCCACUGUAACACUUUUGCAGCGCAAUCUUAUUCGACAUGUUCGUAAACAAAAUUAACAUCGUUUAUUUUUUGUAAAAAUAUAAUGGGAAGAUAUUUUUUAAAACUGGAAA
Messenger RNA from Anoplophora glabripennis (Asian longhorned beetle), 5512 nucleotides. RefSeq lists its product as uncharacterized. Bases 1 to 4764 code for a protein of 1587 amino acids. The transcript is spliced from 4 exons. Lineage: Eukaryota; Metazoa; Arthropoda; Insecta; Coleoptera; Cerambycidae. The record is from RefSeq and is a predicted model, not a curated record. Gene Ontology annotation, molecular function: protein binding.